Molecule: messenger RNA, 1152 nt
Organism: Eruca vesicaria subsp. sativa (arugula)
Lineage: Eukaryota; Viridiplantae; Streptophyta; Magnoliopsida; Brassicales; Brassicaceae
Source: the annotation of a GenBank genome assembly
AUGGCUGACCAAAGUGGUGGGCUGGUUGUGAUGAGAGAGUACAGAAAAGGGAACUGGACACUGAAUGAGACGAUGGUGCUCAUUGAAGCCAAGAAGAUGGAUGAUGAGAGGCGGAUGCGGCGAUCCAUCGGUCUUCCAGCGCCGGAUCAGUCACAUGAUGGCCGGAGCAGUAGUGGUAAUAAACCGGCGGAGCUACGGUGGAAAUGGAUAGAAGAUUACUGUUGGAGGAAAGGUUGUAUGAGGAGUCAGAAUCAGUGCAAUGACAAGUGGGACAAUCUCAUGAGAGAUUACAAAAAGGUUAGAGAGUAUGAGAGACGGAGGGUUGAAUCGUCUUUUGCCUCCGAGCCUUCAUCUUCAUCUGCUGUGGAAACGAGGUCGUAUUGGACGAUGGACAAGAGUGAGAGGAAAGAGAGGAACUUGCCGAGUAACAUGUUACCUCAAACAUACCAAGCGCUGUUUGAUGUGGUGGAGAGUAAAACGCACCCUUCUUCGACCGCUGUAACCGUAGCAGUCGCUGCAGCAGCAGAAGCAAGCGGAAACGGUUCGGGCGGUGGACUACAAAUCCAAAAAAUGAUACAACAGCAACAAGGUUUAGGAUUUAUUGAGAAACAUCAAAUGCUUCAGCCUCCUCCUCCUGCUUUCUUACCUCUUCCGCCGCCCCCACCUCCACCGUCUCAACCGCUACAACCACGACCGCUGUAUAUGCCACCGCCUCCACUGCCUUCUUUUCAUGCCCAGCCAAUACUGCCCACAAAGGAUACUAGCUCAGAUUCUGAUACUAGUGCGCAUUCAGACACAUCUCUGGCGAAGCGAAGGAGAACAAUGCCGACCACAACCGCUGGUCCAAGCGGCGGCGGCGGCGGCGGAGGCAACACAGAAACGGCGGAAGGUGAGACUGUAGAGGUGGCUGCGUUAUCAAGAAGUGCGUCUGUGAUCGCAAACGCGAUAAGGGAGAGUGAUGAGAGACAAGAUCGAAGACAUAAAGAAGUGAUGAGCUUAGAAGAGAGGAGAUUAAAGAUCGAAGAAUCAAAUGUUGAGAUUAACAGGGAAGGGAUGAAUGGGUUAGUGGAAGCCAUUAAUAAGCUCGCGAGCUCCAUUUUUGCAUUGGCUUCUUCUCACCAUAAUAAUCAGCAUCAAGGAGGUCCAUCAUAA